This is a messenger RNA of Oikopleura dioica, 588 nucleotides long. Lineage: Eukaryota; Metazoa; Chordata; Appendicularia; Copelata; Oikopleuridae. The record is from the annotation of a GenBank genome assembly.
AUGACAGUAAUAAGACUGAUCAAAGACCACCAGCUCGGAUAUGGCUUUUCCUUCUCUAGAAAUUUUAAUUCUAGCGAUAAUAAGGCCAUCAUUGCUAAAAUAAAGUCAAACGGACCGGCUGAAAAAGCAGGACUAUCGAUCGGCGAUGAGAUUACGGAAGUUAAUAGAAUUUCUGUCAAACAACUGUCUUAUCCUGAAAUCGUUGAACUCAUCAAAGAGUCUCCGUCUUUUCUCUUGUUGAAAAUUGCUGAAAAGGUUCCUGAAUAUACAAACAGUAAUGAGGCACCUCUUCCUCGACUUAUUGUUCUAUCACAAGAAGCUCUCAAAUCAUUCCACUUCGGUUUCUACGAGCAAGGGCUGAUCAUCUCUUUUAUACAAGAAAAUGGCCCUGCAGAAGAAGCAGGACUGAAGUUAGACGAUCGAAUAAUUGAAAUCAACAAUAUCAAUGUCGAAAAUAUGCGCCCACAAUUUGUACUCGAUUUGCUGCAUGGAGAUGAAGAGAAAAUAGAAAUUUUAGUGGUGAACAAAGAAUAUGAUUCAUACUGGAAAAACUACAGAGCAGAACAAGGAACGAUAACGAAAUUUUGA